AUGAAGUUCUUCAAGGCCGUGGCAAUCGCAGGCUUCGGUUUGGCCGCAGCUCAAGACGACGCGUGCCACUCCGCGCACACCACCCAGGCGGACUGCGGCGCGGAUGCCAAGUGCACCUGGUGCGAGGCGUCUGCCGUGCCCAGCGCCUGCUACACCAAGGAGGACGCCAAGAAGCUCCCACCGGCCGUGUUCACCUGCGCGACAAAGACAAAGGCGCGCCGAUCCGAGCUGCUCCCCCGCGCGGAGGUGGAGAAGCUGGGCGUGGUCUGGCGAGGAAACGCUUCCAGCCAGAGCUCCCACGAGCUGCUUGAAGCCGCGGAGUUGCCCUCGGACUUCAGCUGGUGCAACAAGGAUGGCAAGAGCUACUGCACCAUGUCCCGCAACCAGCACAUCCCGCAGUACUGCGGCUCCUGCUGGGCCCAUGGCGCCAUCUCGGCGCUGGGCGACCGCAUCAAGAUCGCGCGCAACGCCCAGGGCGUGGACAUCAACCUCGCGGUGCAGCACCUGCUGAACUGCGGCGGCGUGGGCACCUGCAAGGGCGGCAGCGUCGACGGGCCCUACCAGUGGCUCAUGGACAUCUCCAAGAAGGGCACCGGCAUCAGCUACGAGACGGCGAACCCCUACGUGGCCUGCACUUCCGACUCCGAUGAGGGCUUCUGCAAGUACGUGGACACGUCCUGCAAGGCCUUGAACGUGGCCCGCACCUGCGGCAGCUUCUCCCAAGAGGGCGGGCCCUGCACGGGCCUCGGCGAGUUCCCCAACGCCACGAUCUCGGACUACGGAUCCAUCUCGGGGGCCGACGCCAUGAUGAAGGAGAUCUUCCACCGUGGUCCCAUCUCGUGUGGCGUGGACGCCAACCCCCUGCUGAACUACGAGUCUGGCAUCAUCAAGACCAAGGGCGAGGGCGUGGACCACGUGGUCUCCGUGGUGGGUUGGGGCACGGACCCCAAAGACGGAAUGUUCUGGAUCGUCCGCAACUCGUGGGGCGAGUACUGGGGCGAGAUGGGCUACUUCCGCGUCGCGAAGGGCGCCCUGCUCCUGGAGGACCAGUGCUCCUGGGCGGUGCCUUCCAGCUUCACGGCCGCGGAGAAGAAGAACCAGGUGCACUGCCAUGAGGGCGGCGACAACUGCAAGGCCAAGGCCGCGCAGAUGAUCGUCUGA
Molecule: messenger RNA, 1161 nt
Organism: Symbiodinium natans
Lineage: Eukaryota; Dinophyceae; Suessiales; Symbiodiniaceae
Source: the annotation of a GenBank genome assembly